Molecule: messenger RNA, 492 nt
Organism: Phialemonium atrogriseum
Lineage: Eukaryota; Fungi; Ascomycota; Sordariomycetes; Cephalothecales; Cephalothecaceae
Exons: 1
Coding region: 1-492 (163 amino acids)
Source: RefSeq, a predicted model, not a curated record
AUGACGGACCUGAUGCUCCUCCUGAUUAUUGCCUUCGUCAUCGGCGCCGCCAAUGCGGGCCCCGUUCGCCUCAACUCCACGACUCUCAAGAAUCCAGUCCGACGAUCCGAGGACGGCCACACCAUGCUGCCCGACAGCAGCCUUUCCCCGUACGCCAUUGCGGGGAUCGCUCUCGGCUCCUUCUUCCUCAUCGUGGGCAUCGCGGGCGUCUCCGCAUGCCUCAGAGCCCGCCACAUCAAGGCAUUCAACCGGGCAAGGGAGGGUCAGCCGGGAUUCGAGUCGGAGGAAGAUCGCGGUCGCUCCAUCAACGUCCGCCGGGAAGAACUCCGCCUGGGUUCGGUGCCUGCGAGGGGCAUGCCCCAAACCCCAGUUCUGCGCGGCCAGGCCCUCGGUGCAAUCGGUGAGGCGUCUCUCGAGGCUCUUGCCCUCCCAAGGCCUGCGGUUUCCCGUCACACCGAAAACCCAGCGGUCAGGGAGGGUGCGGCCCAAUGA